Molecule: messenger RNA, 1237 nt
Organism: Impatiens glandulifera
Lineage: Eukaryota; Viridiplantae; Streptophyta; Magnoliopsida; Ericales; Balsaminaceae
Exons: 5
Coding region: 446-1069 (207 amino acids)
Source: RefSeq, a predicted model, not a curated record
AGGUGACUUGUGCAUUCCGUUUGGCUUUUGCCCACGUGAAAAGGCAAUAAAUUGUCGAGAAAUGGAUCAUCAAAUUGAGAAAAACCCAAAAGAUAAGAAGGAAGAAGUGCAAGCCAAGAAGUCAUGAAAUUGCCUUCUGAAACCAGAAAUUGUUUCCUUUCCAGAAAAUUCCCUUGGACAGAUUCGCGUAUACUUACUUGGCCGCCCUUCCUUCUAGGCGAUUCCCAUUACCAUCUUUAUUCAGAGAAUAAAGUCAGCAAACAAAGAUUAACAAACCCAUUUUGACUUCGUUCCUACUUUUUCGCUCCAAAUAUAUUGGUCCACCAAACUGGAAACCUGAUUUGAAUAUUCAAAUUGGGGACGCGUUUCGCUAUCUAGAGCUUUCUAGCACCAAAACCCUAUAAUCGCCCUCCCCAUUGUCGCCGCUGAGAUUGACUGCCGAUCGAUGAACUCAAAGUAUCCGAGGGUGAAAGUGAGGAGUCAAGACGAUGAUGACGAUGAUGAUCGAUCGAGAAGGCUUUAUCUCGAUAGCUUAAUGGGUAUUCAAUCUACGUGUUUGGAUGAUCUUGAUUCUCUAGUUAGUGUAAACGAAGAGGAGUCGCCACCUUCUAUUGUUGUCAGAAUCCCGAGCUCUUACAUUCCCAAGAAAAACAUUUCUAGCACUCCAUCAUCAAAAAUUCUACCACUACCGGUCAAGAGAAACAACAGCAGUCAAAAGAAAUCUGAGGAAUGCAAGCAGAACAUUAGAGCGAGUUCAGUCCCACGUCCACGAGCAGUCUUGUCAAGUCCAGAUAAUGAUGCAAUGAUUGGGAGCACCACAAAAUCACGGUUGCUUCUAUCUGGAGUGAAACAUAAUUCGUGUCAACAAGACAGACAUGUCCAACAUAAUUUGUGUCAACAAGACAAACAUGUCCAACGUAAGUUAAUUCCAAAGCGAGUGAGUACUGAAACUCCAAUAUUUUCAAGAAAAGAGACCAAGGAUCCAGCCAGCAUCAAAACUGCUGGUUUCAGGGAGAGAAAAGGAAGAACGGUUGGUGACUCAGCCGGAAGAUUGCACCUCACAAGCUGAUAGUUUGGGUCCUUUUUCGACUUUGAGAUUACUAAGGGGGUUAAUUUAACUGGUAUUUUCAACAACUCAUUUAUGGUUUUAUUCAGUAGUAUUUUUGUCAUGUACCGGGUUCCAAGAGGCAUAAUUGUUGUGCCACGUUGAAUAAAAAGAAAAUCUAACUUCUAAAUC